Messenger RNA from Manihot esculenta (cassava), 1092 nucleotides. Its product is annotated as hevamine-A. The coding region runs from base 76 to 966 and encodes 296 amino acids. The record is from RefSeq and is a predicted model, not a curated record. Gene Ontology annotation, molecular function: chitinase activity. Gene Ontology annotation, biological process: carbohydrate metabolic process. The transcript has a single exon. Lineage: Eukaryota; Viridiplantae; Streptophyta; Magnoliopsida; Malpighiales; Euphorbiaceae. Gene Ontology annotation, cellular component: extracellular region.
AUAUAAUGGACCUGGACAAUCCAUCUGCACCAUAGCGCAUAGAACCAAUAACUAGUGUUCAUUUGCUUGGCAAUAAUGUCCACAAAACCCCUAGCCGUUCUUCUCCCUCUCCUGCUAAUCUCACUGUUUAUACCCUCCUAUGCCGGUGGGAUUGCCAUAUACUGGGGCCAAAACGGCAAUGAAGGAACUCUAGCAGAAACUUGUGCCACUGGGAAAUAUUCCUAUGUGAACAUAGCCUUCCUCAACAAAUUUGGCAAUGGUCAAACCCCUGAAAUCAAUCUUGCCGGUCAUUGCAACCCAGCUACUAAUGGUUGCACCACCGUCAGCAACGGCAUCAAGAGUUGCCAAAAGCAAGGAAUUAAGGUGCUGCUUUCUCUUGGCGGUGGCAUUGGGAGCUACACCUUGGCCUCUCAAGCUGAUGCAAGAAAUGUAGCAGACUAUUUGUGGAAUAAUUUCUUGGGUGGGAAAUCGUCUUCACGUCCCUUAGGUGAUGCUGUAUUGGAUGGUAUUGAUUUUGACAUAGAGCAGGGUUCGACGCUGUACUGGGAGGAUCUUGCACGCUACUUAUCAGCAUACAGCAAGCCAGGCAAGAAGGUGUAUUUGGCUGCAGCUCCUCAAUGUCCAUUUCCUGACAGUAACUUAGGAACUGCCCUUAACACAGGUCUUUUUGACUAUGUCUGGGUUCAGUUUUAUAAUAAUCCUCCAUGCCAAUAUAGCUCAGGUAACAUUAACAACAUUGUUAACUCGUGGAAUCGAUGGACCACAUCAGUAAAUGCGGGGAGAAUAUUCCUUGGGUUGCCGGCAGCUCCUGAGGCAGCCGGAAGCGGGUACGUUCCACCGAAUGUGCUGACUUCUCAAAUUCUUCCAGAAAUAAAGAAGUCACCUAAGUAUGGAGGUAUCAUGCUCUGGUCAAAGUUCUGGGAUGAUAAGAAUGGAUAUAGUUCUUCAGUUCUGAGAAGCGUGUGAAAUGCAUGAAAAAUUGCUUCACUUGUUCUAAGUUGUCGUCUUAAAGCAAACAAUAUGAAAACGAUGUAACCAUUAAAGAAUUUGCUCGACAAAUUCAAUAAAUUUCGUGCUCGUGUCUUUUUCCUA